UCCAGCGUCAACGGCGACGGCUACGACAGCGACGGCUACAACUUCGCGCCGCCUACUCCGUCGACUUUGUCCAUGUCAAUACCUCCGGAGCUUGCUGGAGCAAUCCCGCUGAUCGAUAGGUUCCAGGUGGAGGGAUUUCUUAAAGCAAUGCAAAAACAGAUCCAAUCAUCCGGAAAGCAUGGGUUUUUUAUUAAAAAAUCUGUGGGUCCGCAAGUUCGUGAGAAGUUCACUUUGGAAGAUAUGUUGUGCUUCCAAAAGGAUCCUAUUCGAACUUCAUUACUGAAAGUAACUAACGACCUUGUAAGUCGCUCAAUUAAAUUAUUCCAUGUCAUAUUAAAGUACAUGGGCAUCGAUUCACCUUCAAUAAUAAGUUUGGAAGAAAGAGUUGAACUAGUUGCAAAGCUUUAUAAGCAUACUUUGAAGCGUUCUGAACUUCGAGAUGAGCUCUUUGCCCAGCUUUCAAAACAAACACGUAACAAUCCCGGUCGGAGCUGGUUGAUAAGAGCUUGGGAGCUAAUGUAUUUAUGCGCAUCUUCCAUGCCACCAAGCAAUGAUAUUGGGGCAUACUUGUCUGAGUAUGUUCACUAUAUUGCUCAUGGAGCCACAACUGAUUCUGAUGUUCGAGUUCUAGCAUUGAACACACUGAAUGUGUUAAAACGUUCGGUUAAGGCAGGCCCACGGGUUACAAUUCCUGCACGAGAAGAGAUUGAAACACUUUUAACCAGCCGGAAGCUUACAACAAUUGUAUUUUUCUUGGAUGAAACAUUUGAAGAGAUUAAAUACGACAUGGCAACAACUGUUGCUGAUGCUGUUGAGGAACUUGCUGGCAUUAUCAAACUCUCAGUAUAUUCUAGUUUCAGUCUUUUUGAGUGUCGAAAGAUUGUUAAUGGAUCAAAAUCUUCAGAAGUUGGCAACGAGGAAUACAUCGGAUUGGACGAUAACAAAUACAUUGGUGACUUGCUAUCUGAAUUCAAGUCAGCUAAGGAUCGCAACAAAGGAGAAAUUUUGCACUGCAAGCUUGUAUUUAAGAAACGCCUAUUUCGCGAGUCUGAUGAGGCUGUGACUGAUCCGAUGUUCGUUCAGCUAUCAUAUGUCCAGUUACAACAUGAUUAUAUUUUGGGGAACUACCCAGUAGGCAGGGAUGAUGCUGCACAACUCACUGCUCUGCAAAUAUUGGUCGAGAUUGGAUUCAUUGAAAAUCCUGAGUCCUGUGUCGAAUGGAUAUCUCUUCUAGAGAGGUUUCUACCUAGACAAGUUGCAAUUACUAGAGCAAAGCGAGACUGGGAGCUUGACAUCAUCUCACGCUAUCAGUUAAUGGAACACUUGUCAAAAGAUGAUGCAAGGAACCAAUUUCUCAGAAUCUUAAGGACUCUUCUAUAUUGCAAUUCAGUUUUCUUCAGCGUUCGGAAAAUUGAUGAUCCAAUAGGACUUUUACCUGGAAGAAUCAUUUUGGGAAUAAACAAGCGUGGGGUUCACUUCUUUCGUCCGGUUCCUAAGGAAUACCUACAUUCUGCAGAGCUGAGAGACAUAAAGCAAUUUGGGAGCAGCAAUACUGCUGUUUUCUUUAAGAUGAGAGUUGCUGUUUUCUUUGAGAUGAGAGUUGCUCCUGUUCUUCAUAUCUUUCAGUUUGAAACUAAGCAGGGUGAAGAAAUAUGUGUAGCACUUCAAACACAUAUAAAGGAUGUGAUGCUCUCUAGAUAUUCAAAAGCGCGCUCUGGCUCUGCUACUAUCAUGGUUUCUCAAAAUGAUGUUUCUCAAGCAGACAAGCCAGGAAAUGUUGAAAUGUAUGACAAACGUGUCCAAGAAUUGUCAAGAGAAAUUGAUGAGUCUCAAAAGAAAGCAGACCAGGUUGCGUUGGUGGAGAAAAGUAGGCUGGAGAGCAGAUUAACAAGUGGGCAUGGCCAAAAAAACAAAUCUAAACUAGAAGUAAUUGGAAACCAUUCUGAAAGAGAUACUCUGACAACCGUAGGCAGUGUCAACAACAGCAUUGAGAUGGAUGAGCGGGAAGGAGAGAAAAAGCGCUUGCUUCAUGAAACAGGUUCUAGCUCUGGGACAUGUGCUAUGCCAGAUGAGAAGAAGCAUAGAGUUGAAUAGGUCUCUCAGUUUGAUCGGAGAGUUGAAGAUGAAUCUCAGUUUGAUAAUAAUCAUGAAGAUGAUUAUCAGACAGCUACACCUGAGGUUUCGGGCCAUGCCAUUUAUCAGCAGAAGAGAUACAUGCACCUUGAUGGUACCGAUUGUAUAACUUCUUUAGGUUCUGAUGCACCUAUGGAUGGUACUGAUGACGAGCCUUUCAUAGAUGAAGAUCAUGCACCUGAGAUUAUCCAACCUACAGAAGGAGGCCAUGUACCGAGUACACAA
Messenger RNA from Lolium rigidum, 2358 nucleotides. Its product is annotated as kinesin-like protein KIN-14I. Gene Ontology annotation, cellular component: cytoskeleton. NCBI's taxonomy places the organism in Eukaryota, Viridiplantae, Streptophyta, Magnoliopsida, Poales, Poaceae. The record is from RefSeq and is a predicted model, not a curated record. The coding region runs from base 73 to 2094 and encodes 673 amino acids. The transcript has 15 exons.